This is a messenger RNA of Brienomyrus brachyistius, 2620 nucleotides long. It is a transcript of the gene tmem209, whose product is annotated as transmembrane protein 209. The coding region runs from base 149 to 1837 and encodes 562 amino acids. Lineage: Eukaryota; Metazoa; Chordata; Actinopteri; Osteoglossiformes; Mormyridae. Gene Ontology annotation, cellular component: membrane. The transcript is spliced from 15 exons. The record is from RefSeq and is a predicted model, not a curated record.
CUAACAAACUGGAGGUGACGCGGCUUCACAUCAAAAACUUCCCGGAUGAGCAGUGCAUGGCGCGCGGGCGGGCCGUACCGGGAAUGCUGUAUUAUAGCACAUUUGAAGCCUUUUUGGUGACCUGGUAUUGAUUUCCCCGAACCGAGGAAUGACGCCGGUGAAGGAGGACAUGUCGGCGCUCAUCGAGCGGACCAUGCGGAUGAGGCGAGAGGAGCAGGCUCGGAAGGUGGUGCUGGCCUGGGCGGUGCUCAACAUCUCCCUGGCCGGCAUGAUCUACACCGAAAUGACUGGGAAAUUGCUCCGGCGUUAUUGCAACAUAUCUUACUGGCCUAUCUGGUACAUCGAGCUGGCCCUGGCUUCUCUGUUCAGCAUGAACGCACUCUUUGACUUCUGGAGGUACUUCAGGUACACCAUGGCGCCCUCUAGCGUUGCCGUCACCCCCGAGCAGCAUCGUCUCCUGGGCCUCCGAAAGUCGGGCAUCCAGGCCAGUCCACCCCAGAAGCCCGAAAAGAAGGAAACGCCUGCUCCAGUCCAGUCCUCGCCUCUCCAGGGCCAGAGCGUGCUCAGCUACAGUCCCUCCAGACCUCCUAGCACCAGCCCCAAGUUCUCCCCCAGCUGUGUGCCUGGCUACAGCCCAUCCCUCCAGAGCCCACCCCCAGCAGGGAGCGGGGGCUCUUACUCGCCUGUGACCUACACCACAACCAACAACAGCUUCAUGAAGGUGUGGAGCUACAGCUCCUCUCCUGGCUCCUCCCCCUACCCCAGCAGCAUCGGGCCUACAGAGGGCGCCAGUCCCCGGGCACGCUACCGCACCCCAUCCUCGGCCUUCACCUCUCCGGGCGGCAAGGAAGACUACAUGGAAGACCUCAGAUCUCUGGAGCGGUUCCUUCGCUCCGAGGAGGAGAAGAGCCAGCGCAGCCAGCUGGGGAGCCCGGAGUCUGCAUCCCCUUCCCACAGCCCCACCUUCUGGAACUACAACCGUUCGGUGGGGGACUACGCCCAGAGUCUGAGGAAGUUUCAGUACCAGCUGGCCUGUCGCUCCCAGGCGCCCUCCGCCCACAAAGACGAGACCGACCUGGGCUCCAAGCAGGCUGCUGAGGAGGUGUGGGCACGGAUCACAUCCAACCCGCCCGUUUUGGAUCAUAUAGACAGCUGGACUGCAAAGCUGAGAAACUGGAUUAACGACACGAUCCUGGUGCCCCUGGUGAAGGAGAUCGAUGCGGUGAACACACAUCUGCGCAGAAUCGGCUGCCCCGAACUGCAGACUGGAGAGGCCAGUAUAAGUAGCCUGAAGCAGGCUGCUGUGGUUAAAGCCUCCUCCAUUCCCACUCUGAACUCAAUCGUCCAGUAUCUGGAUAUCAGUCCUAACCAGGAAUACCUUGUUGAACGAAUUAAAGAGCUGGCACAUGGUGGCUGCAUGAGCUCAUUCCGCUGGAAUGGGGGUGGGGACCUGAAAGGCAGGAAGUGGGACACCGACCUCCCCACGGACUCUGCAGUCGUCAUGCAUGUGCUCUGCACCUACCUGGACUCCCGAUUGCCUCCUCACCCCAAGUACCCUGACGGAAAGACCUUCACCUCCCAGCACUUCACGCAGACCCCUGACAAGCCAGAUACAUCAAAUGAGAAUCUGCUGUGUGUCCAUCAGAGCAGCAUCAACCCACCACACUACCAGCUCAUCUACCAGGGGCAUGUCUACAGCCUCCCUAAGGGGAGAAACAACAUGUUCCACACCAUACUCAUGUUCCUCUUCGUCAUCAAGACCAAAGAGUCGGGCAUGCUGGGGAGAGUCAGUCUGGGCCUGUCUGGAGUGAACAUCCUGUGGAUAUUUGGAGACUAAUGUACUGAAAUGGAGAUUAACAGAACAUGCAUCUGACCUCUUGACUGGAAUGGCAGCCGAAUUUGACUUCUGGUGCUGGUGGGAACCACUUAAGUGACUCGAAGAUUAUUUCAGAUUCCAGAUUCACACCAAGAGCCCUUGUAAAACUGUACAUCACGGACCUGGACACAGAACUCCCAUUUGUCAUACAAAUUGUCCAGUUUCUUGCACAGCUCUUUGGUAUAUUUUAUUUUUGAAGAUGUUUCAGCCUUUGGAUUUGACUCUUAGUGUAAAUAAACCUUAGUCUCUCACGCUUUAGUAUGUUUGUGCUGUAUAUUGACUGCUUGGCGAGUGUUAUGUCACUUCCUGUGGAUGUGUGUUUUACAGUUAAUGUGGUUCUUUCCAAGUGUGUUGAUCUGAAUUGCGUUGUGUAAAUGCUAUUUUUAGUCUCUGAAUGUUUCUCAUCGUUAGAACUUGGCUUCUUCCCGCUAGACUCUCUUGCUUGACCUUCCCGCUGCGUGUUGCCGUAGUGCUCAACUGGGCUUUUAGCAUGAGCUGUCUUCAGCUAUUUUUAUCUUCUUAUUUCAAAAGGUACAGUCAUUCAUUGUAUGAGGUUUUGUAUUCUAUUAAUCUAUGCAGCACCAGUUUACAAUGAGGUAAAAAGCAUAAUUGCUCUCUAGGUCUAUUGAAUGUGCCAAGUAGUAAAAAUGUGGACACUACUUUUCCAUGAAUUCAUAAUUUCAUGCAUGACCGAAAGGCAUGCUCUCAUUUCCUGUUCAUUUUUAUAAAAAACCUUUGUGAGAA